This is a messenger RNA of Hymenoscyphus albidus, 1009 nucleotides long. The record is from the annotation of a GenBank genome assembly. NCBI's taxonomy places the organism in Eukaryota, Fungi, Ascomycota, Leotiomycetes, Helotiales, Helotiaceae.
CAAAGAAGAACAUACUUUGGCCCAAGGUCUGACGUUGUACGAGGGACCCAGGGCCAGGUACGACCCGACCCGUACGGAUAGGUACGGUACUUGAUCAGAAUUCUCCAUCACUUUUUCCGGGCCUCCACAAACAUCGACGAUUUUCUUGCGACACGCUCUUUCUCAUGGCAAGAAAAAUACAGGGACGGCACAUCACCAGCAUCGAGCUUCCAGCCAGAAGAACUGGUUCGGUUCCUGCGAGCCUUCCGCCCUGCCGUAAAAUGGUAUUUCCGUAACCAGUUGCGCAUUAAAUACCAAGCCUCUCAGCAAUGAAAAAUCGUCUGACCGAUGGUCAUCAAAGGGCGGAGUUACGCAAGCAUUUUCGGGUGCUCAUCAAAAUCAGCACCCAGAAUGCCAUCGUAAUCAACGCCCAUCAGACAUCUCUCACCACAGUAUGUAUCAUCAAACAACAACAGCUGAAACGAUAAGAAUAGAACCACAAUACUGACCUCGAAUCUCUGCCUCCCAGGUCUAGAUACUGACACCAGUGGUACUUGUGCUCCCGCAUUCUCGGACGGGCUGCGCAGAGAGAUACACAUUUCCACCACAAGAGAAGCUUGUUCAGAACAUCCCACACGGGAAAAAACACCCGUGUGGAAACAAGAUUCGAGAGAAAGAAUUUGGGGGAAAAGGUGGCUUUCUGCCGCCGAGUCUUGCGUUCAGAACAUCGAAGGAGAGGUCAAGACGUGUCGAGCCUCGAACGUUGACGUUGGCUUUACCAAUGUUUGGCGUUCAGGUGGAGCUCAUUCAGCACGGGCUGGCGAUCAGCCUUCCCAGGGCGUUUGAUGCAGCUGGGCUAGACUCAGGGCCCCACCCCUACAAAAGAUCCUCUGGAAAAAACCCACCUGGGUACCCAAAAGGACCCUUCCCCCGGGCAGACUCCACAGAACAACUCUAUUUCUCAACCUCUUCAACAAGGGGUGGAUUGGAGACACUCGACAUGUGGGGCAAAAACAUAUGUGCAAGUUAA